Molecule: messenger RNA, 2202 nt
Organism: Papaver somniferum (opium poppy)
Lineage: Eukaryota; Viridiplantae; Streptophyta; Magnoliopsida; Ranunculales; Papaveraceae
Exons: 2
Coding region: 1-2202 (733 amino acids)
Source: RefSeq, a predicted model, not a curated record
AUGGCGGAGAAAAACAUGGAUAAAUGUUUAUGUCCAUGUGCAAAUUGUAUAAACGUAAACGGUCAUGUUUCAUUGAAUCUUGUCGAAAGGCAUCUAUAUAAAUAUGGAAUGGCAGGAAGUUACACGAUAUGGAAACAUCAUGGAGAAGUUGAUCAUAAUUCCCAAAAUCAGCCUAAUCCAAGUUCCGCCAACGUUGAUAUUGAUGAUGAUGAUGAUGAUGAUGAUUAUGAGGAUGACGAUGAAAUAGUUGAAAUGAUACACACACAAAUCGAAUCGAUACGGUUGGAUAGUCAAGGAGAAGGAAUGGAUACUGGUCGUGAUGAUAAGGGUGAAGUAGAUUUUGGAGAGUUUGCUGAGUUAUUAAGUGAAGCCAAAGAAGAAUUGUAUCCUGGCUGCACAGAUUUUUCGUCAUUGACGUUCCUUAUAAAGUUGAUGCAUAUCAAGGUACUAAAUCACAUGAGUAACAAGUGCUUUGAAAUGCUCCUCCAACUGCUGAAACUAGCUUUUCCAAAAACCAAUAGGAUUCCGAAGUCAUACUAUGAUGCCAAGAAGAUGCUUCGUGACUUGGGAUUGGGUUAUGAAUCAAUCCAUGCAUGUAAAAAUGAUUGUGCACUCUUUUGGAAAGAGCACGGUGAAAGAGUUGAUUGUCCUGUUUGUCAUGAGUCUAGGUACAAAAUUGACGAUGGGAAAGGCAAGAAAAUCCCGCACAAGAUAUUGCGAUAUUUUCCAUUAAAACCUAGAUUACAAAGGUUAUUUUCAUCAAAACACACAGCUAAAGAUAUGCGAUGGCACAAGGACAAGUAUGACCAGAAAGAAGGAGUUUUGAAGCAUCCUGCUGAUGGGGAAGCUUGGAAAGAUUUUGAUAAUCGGUAUCCAUCGUUUGCACAAGAUCCGCGUAACGUUCGACUUGGUUUGGCCACCGAUGGAUUUAAUCCUUUUGGAAACAUGAGCAAAUCAUACAGUAUGUGGCCGGUGAUACUUAUACCUUAUAAUCUACCUCCUUGGAAAUGCAUGAAGGAGCCUUUUUUCAUGAUGUCAUUACUUAUUCCUGGCCCACAAGCACCUGGCAGAGAUAUUGAUGUAUAUUUGCGUCCUUUGAUUGAUGAACUGAAAGAAAUGUGGGAUACUGGUGUGGAAACUUCUGAUGCCUCAAGUGAAAAAAGUUUUCGUAUGCAUGUAGCUGUGUUGUGGACCAUUAAUGACUUUCCAGCAUAUGCCAAUUUGUCUGGAUGGAGUACAAAAGGGUAUUUAUCUUGUCCUGUUUGCAAUGAAGAUGAACCAUCAAUUAAAUUGAGGAGAAAGAUAUGUUAUAUGGGCCAUCGCCGAUACCUGUCCCCUGAUCAUAAGUGGAGACAGAGUAAUCUUUAUAAUGGAAAACACGAUUAUCGGUCUCCACCUAAGAAGUUUACAGGAGAUGAUAAGAAUCGUAAGCGUUGUCCUGAUGAAUUGAACUGGGUAAAGAAGAGCAUAUUCUACGAGCUUCCAUAUUGGAAAGAUCAUUUAAUCAGACAUAAGCUUGAUGUGAUUCAUAUUGAGAAAAAUAUAUGUGAUAACAUUGUGGGAACAUUGAUGAACAUUGAAGGAAAAACAAAAGAUACAAUGAAAGCUCGUUUAGAUUUGGAAGACAUGAACAUAAAAAAAGAGCUGCAUCUUAAACGCGUGGGAAACAAAUUCAUAAAACGUCCUGCGUGUUAUACUCUGUCACCAGAUCAAAUGAGAGAUUUUUGUAAAUUCCUAAAAUCGGUGAAGUUUCCAGAUGGUUAUGCCGCUAACAUAUCAAGGAGUGUUAACGUUAAUGAAGGAAAGAUAUCCGGUCUCAAAAGUCAUGAUUUUCAUUUUUUAUUACAAAGGCUACUCCCUGUCGGGAUUCGACCUUACCUGAAAAAAGAUCUGUGCACUCCCUUGAUUGAGUUGUGCAAUUUCUUUCAUGAUUUGUGUGCAAAGACAUUGACUGUAGCUCACUUGGAUGAACUCGAAAAAGCAAUACCGUUGAUUUUGUGUAAGUUGGAAAGGAUUUAUCCACCUGCCUUUUUUGAUGUCAUGGUUCACCUAGCUGUUCACUUGCCACAGGAAGCAAAACUUGUUGGACCAGUAGGUUAUAGCUGGAUGUAUCCAAUUGAAAGGGCAUUGGGGACUCUUAAGCGUUACAUGAAAAAUAAAGCUCGUCCAGAGGGAUCAAUUGCAGAAGCUUACAUAGUUUGA